AUGAGACGAGAACACUUGUUUCUGGGGGUGGUGGCAGCUUCUCUGGCGAACUGUGCUGAACUAGGACCUGUUGGAUUCAAUGUCUAUACUGAUAUAUACGCCAGACCACAGUUUGGAGUGUCAGUUCGAGGAGAUGGUUUGGCAGAAAACAAGCCUGAAAGCAUCUAUGAUAACUAUAUAUUAAGAGAGGAUGCUUUAGAGGUGUUGAAAUUCCAGAAAGAAGCUGAAGCCACAGGAACGAAUUACUUUUGGUCACCCAAUGGAGCUCGUCAUUUAGCUAUACAAGCUGAGGGAACCGAUAAUGUGAAUAAAGAGCAGCAUUUUUUUGGAAAUGAAGCACAAUUUGAAAAUCAUAUAGCAUCGCCAAUGGAGUACAAAUUCAUGACUCUGCAUGGUAACGAAUAUUUCUGUGAGAUCCCUCGAGUGCCAUUGUCUCGGUCAAUUGAGCUUAAAACAACUCACAAUACCGGAUCUGCCAAUGACAAAGACUCGAACUCGAAAUCAAUAGAUGCUAGCACCGUUGAACAGAUAGGUGAAAGCGAUGGCCAUGAUGAGACUGAUGUUCAUUAUCCUAACUCAGAGAACAAUGACGAUAGUAGUACACCUGCAAGUGAUAUUGUUGCCACUACUAAUGAAGAAUUGACCCCAUUGAUUUCACCAUCGUCAUUAGAAUCAUCGAAAUCUAGAGCUCUAGAAUUACUUCAGCCUCUGUCUGAUGGCUGUUUAUAUUAUAACGCAGGAUACUGGACCUACUCGAUCUGUUACGGGCAUGAAAUCACCCAGUUCCAUGCUGCUCCUCAACUGUCUAGAGACAAGCCGCCAGAGCCAGAAAAGGGAGUUCCUUCGUAUGUUCUUGGCAAAUUUGAGAAUGGACUGACUACUGUUGAUAGAAUUACCACCAUCAAGCGAAGUGAUGAUGGUGGUGCCUACUAUGCCUCACAGUUGUUAGGCAAUGGAACAGAUUGUGACUUGAUUGACGGGCCCCGAAGUAUUGAAGUGCAGUACUUGUGUAACCCCAAAACCAUAAUUGACACUAUCGUUCUUAUCAAAGAAGUACGUACUUGUUACUACAGAAUGGUUAUUAACACCAAACGACUGUGUAGUGACCUUGUGUUCGUACCACCAAAGGAUCCUGGUGUGAACGAAAUCAAGUGCCGGAGAGUAGUUAAUUCUGAGAACGAAUUGACCAAGUUGCUGAUGGCAUCUGACGAGCAAUCUGAUCAAGAUCAAACAAACAGCAAUAGCGAGCUACUACAAACGUCAGCUGACGAUAUCUUCAGACUAUCUGGGGGAUUAAAAUAUACAGACGCGAGGACUUUGCUGGACAUUGACCCUCCAAUAUACCCCGUUCAACCAGCAGAACCUGAAGAACCUGCACUGCUCUAUCCAGCACCCGGUGUGGAUAUUAUGAUCCCGUACAGUCUACCUGUUGAUACUACAGGAACUCCCAUCAUGGAAGAAUAUGCCUCAACACUGGAGUUCAUUCGAGACGGUCUGCUCAACGACAUUGGCAACGGCUUUUACAGCUACGGCGGAGUGGCCAUCAGUGGAUCUGGCGAUUUUCAUGCUGACAACAUCCACGUGCUGGACAUCGACGGCAGGCUCAUAGCCAAAGCCACCAUAACUGUUAGCAACGGCAUUGGCCAAGUUCUCAUCACCGUGGACGACGAAAUCGACCAGAGCUCCAAAUCAGUCACCCAUGACCCGGAUGGCGGCAUUUUGACCGAAGAAACAAAAGCAUCUUUUGAAACUGACAAAUCACAAAAAUUAUCUGAUGACGGCGACGAGUACUUUGAGUCCGAAUCAUACGCUUCAUCAGCCUCCUCCUCGUCCGAACACUCCUCCCCAGACCCUGACGCUCAGCACGACACUGCCAAUGUAGCUUAA
Messenger RNA from Sugiyamaella lignohabitans, 1887 nucleotides. It is a transcript of the gene YOS9, whose product is annotated as Yos9p. NCBI's taxonomy places the organism in Eukaryota, Fungi, Ascomycota, Dipodascomycetes, Dipodascales, Trichomonascaceae. Gene Ontology annotation, biological process: endoplasmic reticulum unfolded protein response; retrograde protein transport, ER to cytosol. The record is from RefSeq and is a predicted model, not a curated record. The transcript has a single exon. Bases 1 to 1887 code for a protein of 628 amino acids. Gene Ontology annotation, cellular component: endoplasmic reticulum lumen.